UUCAUUCUUUGCCGAACCAUUUGAUUUUGAAGAUACUUAUAUAUAGGACAGAGUGAACCCAAUUUGCAGAAAUUGAUAUGGGUAUGAUGUCUUUGAAUGGUGAUCUUAUCAGCCAGAUCUUAGGUCAUGUGGAUGGAACAACACUUGCAAAUGCAGGAUGUGUGUCUUCAGAGUUCUGGUCCAUUGCAAGAGAGGAGAGGAUAUGGGAACAGGUGUGCUGUUCUCUCUGGCCUUCCAUAGAGGAUACAGGGAUUAAGGAAUUGAUCUCUGAUUCAUUGGGUGGCUUCAGAAACUUUUAUGCAAACUGUUUUCCCCUGAUUGCUUAUGAAAGCACCCAGAGGGAUUCAAUGUCCAUGGAGCUGCAAAAUUUGAAUGAUGGUGUUCCUUCUGAUUUUGUGUCAAUUGUGGAUGUGGCAUACAAGAAUAAGGCCAUCUUUAACAAAGUUGUGUGGGGCAUCCUCUGUGCUCAUGAUUUUGAGGGCUGGUUUUCUAACUGCCCUUUCAGAAUGGAGCUCAUUGAGUUUUCUGAUGUUGAAGAUGAUAAUCAUGCUGUUGAAGAUGGGUUGCCAACAAUUAUAGAGUGUCUUGGUAAGGUGAAGAAAGAUGAUAAGAUCUGGGGGGAAUUGAUGGAAAAUAUUAGGUUAAGCUGGAUUGUUGUAAACAGAAGAACAAGGAAAGUUGCUAAUUUUUCAAGCUGGAGUCCCUUGGCUGGGCAGAGGCAUUGGGUAUCUGAUAAGGAUUUUGUCAUGCGCUUUGGCUCCAUAUUACCUGCACACAACAUAUUGCCUUGCAACUUUGUGCAUUGUAUUCUUGUUAUGAAGUGUAGAGUUUCAGAUGGCGAUCAAGCCAGUUUGAAGAUCAGUCAACUUAGCAUGCAGUUGGAAGAUGCCAUGGGAGGUCAAGUUAAUGGGAGGAACAGUUUGCUUAUCCUAGAAAGAGCUCUUGGUUGCAGAAAAAGUAAGAACCAUGCUCAGAUUUUGGUAUCUUACCAACAGUAUUUCAGUGAGCAGAGAAAGUUGAAGGAAGCAAAGAUGAGGAGUGAAGAGCGUUUAGACACCCUCUGCAUUCUAAGCGGCAUUGUUGCAUUUAAUUCGAUUUGUUAUUUCGUUUUCAGAGAGAGUGGUGCCAUCAUGGGACUUUGAUCUCUCUAAGAUCGACCUAUUGUUCAUAAAAUUCAUUAUGAGAAUGUGUAUAAUUGAA
Molecule: messenger RNA, 1200 nt
Organism: Cryptomeria japonica (Japanese cedar)
Lineage: Eukaryota; Viridiplantae; Streptophyta; Pinopsida; Cupressales; Cupressaceae
Product: probable F-box protein At2g36090
Exons: 1
Coding region: 78-1142 (354 amino acids)
Molecular function (GO): protein binding
Source: RefSeq, a predicted model, not a curated record